CCCUUAUUUUUUUUAUUUUUUAUUUUACCCAAACCGUGUCCAAACUUCAAAUUCAAUCAAAACCAAAUCUCUCCCUCUCUCACACACAAACACACAUACAAACACACACACUCUCUCUCUCUCUUAUAAAACCCAGCAGCCCUUUUCUCCCAUUUCCAAUUCUAACAUCCCCAAAUCAUGCCUAAACCAUCUUUCCGUUCCUUUCUCUUCCUUUCCCUCUGCAUUUCCUUCUUCAUAUUUUCCUCCGUUUCAACUAUCACCACUGCUGCUGCCACCACUCUCUCUCAACAAUUCCGAGAAGCCCCACAAUUCUACAAUUCCCAAGACUGCCCCUCCAUCACCGACGACGACAACGAAGAUAAUGACGACAACGAAGACAACAACUUCUUGUGUUCGGAAAAUGCCAUCCACGUGGCAAUGACCCUCGACGCCACCUACAUCCGGGGCUCGAUGGCGGCUAUCCUCUCCGUCCUCCAACACUCCUCCUGCCCACAGAACAUAAUCUUCCACUUUGUCACCUCCGCUUCAGCCUCCGCCAACGCGUCCCUCCUACGCGCCACCAUCUCCGCCUCCUUUCCUUACCUCAACUUCAGAGUUUACCGGUUUGACGACGCGGCGGUGGCCCGCCUCAUCUCCACCUCCAUCCGGUCCGCACUCGACUGCCCUCUCAACUACGCUCGCAGCUACUUGGCCAAUUUGAUCCCAUUAUGCGUCCGCAAGGUGGUGUAUCUCGACUCCGACCUCGUCCUCGUCGACGACAUCGCCAAGCUCGCCGCCACGCCGCUCGGCGGCGACUCAGUCCUCGCCGCCCCCGAAUACUGCAAUGCCAACUUCACCUUCUACUUCACACCAACCUUCUGGUCAAACCCUUCCCUGUCGUUGACUUUCUCCGAUCGGAAGGCUUGUUACUUCAACACCGGCGUGAUGGUGAUUGAUCUUGACCGGUGGCGAGCCGGGGACUACACCACCAAGAUAGAAGAAUGGAUGGAGCUUCAGAAGAGGAUGAGGAUAUACGAGCUGGGGUCUUUGCCGCCAUUUCUGCUCGUUUUUGCCGGGAAAAUAGCUCCGGUGAAUCACAGGUGGAACCAGCAUGGGCUCGGCGGGGACAAUUUUCGCGGGCUUUGCCGGGAUUUGCAUCCGGGUCCGGUGAGUCUUCUGCAUUGGAGUGGGAAAGGGAAGCCGUGGGUUCGGCUGGACGCGAGCCGGCCGUGCCCGUUGGACGCGCUUUGGGCUCCUUACGAUCUCCUAAAGCCUCCAUUUUCAUUUGAUUCUUGAAGAUGAAGAUAUCAUCAAAAUUGUGUUAUGGACUCGCUAUGUAUGAUCUUGACCGAGCUCAUCCACACAUGUUAUUUAGUAGCUAGAGAGGACAAUCCAAGAAGAACCUGAGAAAGUUUACACGAAGAUUAAUGUUGCGUUUGAAAGCACUGAAAUUAAACUCAAUUUCUUCGGAGUGAAAUUUCAAAGCACGUAUCGGCACUUCGAAACACAGCAGAAGUGUAUAGACUCUGUAUAUGAUGGUGGUGUUGGUGGUGGUGAUGAGGCGGCGCGUAGAUGAGUGAUCUGGCAACACAGUGAUAUCAUCGUGUCCGUGCCUUGUUCAUCAAAUUAUAGAGUAACGUUGAAGAAGAUGAAUAAGGAGAGGAUUUUUACUUUGUAAAUUUUAUUUUGAACCUCUCCAACAUAGGAAUUAUGUGGAUUAAUAAUUGUUAAAUUUGUUGUAUUAAUAAAGGAGUGAUCAAUCCAAAACAAAAUGGGUUUCUUUUA
Messenger RNA from Cornus florida, 1764 nucleotides. RefSeq names its product probable galacturonosyltransferase-like 1. The transcript has a single exon. Lineage: Eukaryota; Viridiplantae; Streptophyta; Magnoliopsida; Cornales; Cornaceae. The coding region runs from base 178 to 1275 and encodes 365 amino acids. Gene Ontology annotation, cellular component: Golgi apparatus. Gene Ontology annotation, molecular function: glycosyltransferase activity. The record is from RefSeq and is a predicted model, not a curated record.